UAGCCAUAAACCUUAAAACCCCACGCCUAAAAACCCUCUUCCCCUGUUUCAGUUGCUUGUUGGAUCCAACUCCAACCAUAACAUUUAACUCUAAAGAAGUUCAUAUUUUGAAGGAAGCAAAUCAAAUGGCUUAUCGGCGAAGCUUAACAACAAGAGCUAAGUUUCUUUAUCAGCAAAAAGGAGCUGCUCCAGCAAUUUGUUACACCCAUGAUGAUGAUCGUAAAACCCACGACUUACCCAGUUGUGAAAAUCCAAGAAUUUCCAGUUUUUUCCAACCCCAUUAUGCCAGAAGUGAAAUAAACAGUUUUAAUGGCUCUAAAAACCCAUUUCAAAAUCGGAGAUUUUUCCCUUCACACCUCAUGAUUCCGAUGAAUUCGGGGCCUAUGUUUAGCAGGAGUAUGUCUAGUAGUGUUGGUGGAGGAGCAGAGAAGAUAGAGUACAUCAGUGAAGUCGCUGAGCUGGCUGAUAAGGCUGUUGAAGCAGUAGCUUCUCAAGUUCCAGCAGUGAAUGAGGUGGCAAUUGCUACUGCGGACUCGUAUUUGCCGGUGAAGGCAUUGCAGUAUUUGAUCGAUUAUGUUCAUAUUUUUACUGGGUUUGAUUGGUGGGCAUCAAUUAUCGCUACAACUAUUGUUAUUCGGUGUAUAACUCUUCCAUUGAUGAUUAAUCAGCUCAAGGCUACUACAAAAUUUGCGAUUCUGAAGCCAAAACUGGAUGAAAUUAACGAAGAGAUGCAAAAUAGGGGUAUGGCUCCAGCAGCUGUGGCUGAAGGUCAACAAAGAAUGCAGGCAGCUAUGAAGGAAUAUGGAGUUACACCCUUCACUCCCUUAAAAGGAAUUUUAAUACAAGGGCCAAUCUUUGUCAGUUUCUUUAUGGCUAUUUCAAACAUGGUGGAAAAAGUCCCAUCUUUCAAACAGGGGGGAGUAUUAUGGUUUACUGAUUUAACUGUUACAGAUAGUAUGUACAUCUUCCCAGUUUUGACGGCAUUGACUUUCUGGAUAACGGUGGAGUGCAAUGCUCAAGAAGGACUGGAAGGAAAUCCUUCAGCUAAAACUAUAAAAAAUGUCUCACGGGCCUUUGCUGCAUUGACUAUCCCAUUUACUGCUGGUUUUCCCAAGGCAGUAUUCUGCUAUUGGAUGACCUCAAAUCUAUUUUCACUCUCAUAUGGAUUAUUGGUUAAAAGACCCGCGGUUAAGAAGUUUCUUGGCGUUCCUAUAAUACCUGUCACUCCUAAAUCUGAACAAAAGCCGGGACUCCCAUUUUUCGAAACUCUCAAGAAAUAUGCUGCAGCGCAUAAGCAGAUAGCAGAACAACAGCACAUGCAAUCAUCGCCUGCUGUGGCAUCAGAACCCACAAGUCAAGGUUUAUCGUCAUCAUCAGCGCACUCUGUUCUUGGUCAAAGGAUCGCAACCUUGGAGAAACAGGUAAAAAGAAGAAAGAACAACAAGAAGAGGCGAUGAACACGCAUGAUUAAAGGUGAAAAAUUGGUCAAGCAGAUCGCUAGUUAUUGGUUAUUGAUGGCGCGUAUACGCAAUUAAAAGUUAUAUUAGUCAAGAUAAUUGUUGCAGAAGCUCAUUUUUUCCAUAAAGUUCAUGAUUCUUGAGAAUGUAGAGAUUCAUAGAGAUACCAUCAGAAACAUAGUGUUCUUUUUUUGUUUUGUUUCAAUUUUAAUAUGAAUAUAGGCAUUCUAUAAAUAUUGUUUACUCACAGAAAAUUUGUAAUGAUGACCAGAAUAUAUACUGCAGCACAAGAUGCAUAGUUGCUGUAAUAAACAAUUCCAUUUUUUAGUUU
Solanum tuberosum (potato) is the source of this 1788-nucleotide messenger RNA. RefSeq names its product mitochondrial inner membrane protein OXA1-like. The coding region runs from base 126 to 1457 and encodes 443 amino acids. The transcript is spliced from 10 exons. The record is from RefSeq and is a predicted model, not a curated record. Gene Ontology annotation, molecular function: membrane insertase activity. Lineage: Eukaryota; Viridiplantae; Streptophyta; Magnoliopsida; Solanales; Solanaceae. Gene Ontology annotation, biological process: protein insertion into mitochondrial inner membrane from matrix. Gene Ontology annotation, cellular component: mitochondrial inner membrane.